AUGGCGGAGCCGCGCCGGGUACCGUUCAUUAGCCUGUCACCCGUGAGGCGCCGCGAGGGCGAGAGCCCGGCGCUAGAGCGGGAGCCGGAGCCGCCGCUGGCGGGACGCGAGGCGCCGCUGUUGGCGCCGCCGGAGCCGCCGCACGAGCCCUCCCAGCCGGAGCCGCCGCCGCCGCCGCCCCGCGAGAGCGCUGCCGCCCGCUUGGAGCCGCCCCGCGACACCGGCCGGCCCGAGCAGCAGCAGCCGCAGCGCGAACCCCCCCGGCCGGAGCCGCCGCCGCUGCCUCCGCCGUCGCAGCCGCCGCCGCGCCAAAGCAGCCGGCAGGAGCCGCCGCCGCCGAAGGAGGCGCUCCCGCUGCGCCAGACGGUGCGCCUGGAGGUGGUGCUGAAGGACCCCACGGAGGAGGGCUGCGUGGAGUUCAGCUACCCGGAGCUGCUGCUGUGCCGGGACUCGCGGAAGAAAUCAGUUCAUUCAGAAGAUCCAUUUAAUGAUGAACAACGUGAGCGGCAUGAAGUAGAAAUGCUGGCCAAGAAGUUCGAGGCAAAAUAUGGUGGAAAGCCCCACAAACAUCGGAAGGAUCGCCUGCAAGAUCUGAUUGAUAUAGGUUAUGGUUAUGAUGAAACGGACCCUUUCAUAGAUAAUUCUGAAGCAUAUGAUGAAUUGGUUCCUGCAUCGCUGACAACCAAAUAUGGAGGGUUUUAUAUCAACACUGGUACGCUGCAGUUCCGCCAGGCAUCUGACUCAGAAGAUGAAGACUUUGCAGAAGACAAAAAGCACAGGCCACCUAAAAUAGUGAAGUUAAAAGAAAAUGAAGACCGUGGAAUGAAGAAGCGCAAGCGGAAAGAUGAAGAGACAGAGAAGGAGAAGAAGCCUCGGAAAAUGAAAGUUCCUAAGCAGUCGGGAGUAAUGGCCUUAAAUUCACACAAGUCUGAAAAGAAGAAAAAGAAAUUAUAUAAAGACUCACUUUCUCUGGCUGCCAUGAUCCGUAAAUUUCAAAAGGAGAAGGAAGCCAUGAGGAAGAAGGAAUCUAGUCCAAAAUCUGCAGUGACUAUUGCAACCUCUACCCCUAGUAAAAUUCCUUCUUCCUCUCUCAGUGCAGGAAAUGAUAUCUCUGACUUGAACCUCAGGAUCAAUGAUCCUGUCCUCUCCAUUUUUGGUAGCACAAAUGAACGUGAGCUCCUGCAAGAAGCUGAAAGUGCCCUGGAGAUGUUGGGAGACAUUGACUUUGACAAGUUGCUUGACGGCACUUCUGAUGGCAGCCCGGUAUCUGAGCUGUCAGGAGAAAAUGGAAAUGUCACUCAGGCAACCUACACCUCUCAGGUCAUGACACCCAAGCAGGUGCCGGCCCUCCCAGAAGGUCUGCCUAUGCUUCUUGAAAAGCGCAUUGGAGACCUUCGAACAGCCGCAAAGAUGUUUGAUGAAGAAGGCAGGAAAAAAUUUUUCACACAAGACAUGAAUAAUAUUCUGCUGGAUAUUGAGCUACAGUUACAGGAGAUAAAUCCUACCAUCCGCAAUGGAGUGUACUCUCACCUUGAGGCUUUUGUGCCAUGCAAUAAGGACACACUGAUAAAGCGUCUGAAGAAGUUACAUCUCAAUGUCCAGGAUGACCGUUUGAGAGAACCACUGCAAAAGCUGAAACUAGCUGUCAGUAAUGUUAUGCCUGAACAGUUAUGCAAAUAUCAAGAGGAUUGUCAGGCUCGUAAUCAAGCCAAGAAUGCCAAGUUGCAAGCAGAAGAUGAACGAGAGAAAAAUGGAUCAGAGGAAGAUGAUGAUGAGAAACCUGGAAAGAGGGUUGUGGGGCCCAGAAAAAAAUUUCAUUGGGAUGAUACAGUGAGAUCUUUGCUGUGUAAUCUUGUCAAGAUCAAGCUGGGAUGUUAUGAGCUAGAGCCAAAUAGAAGUCAGUCUGCUGAGGAUUACCUCAAAACCUUCAUGGAAACAGAGGUGAAACCACUUUGGCCUAAAGGCUGGAUGCAGGCAAGGAUGCUUUUUAAAGAAAGCCGAAGUGUUCACAAUCACCUCACUUCUGCUCCGGCAAAAAAGAAGGUGAUUCUGGCACCUAAACUCAAAAUGAAGGACUCCAGUCCGAAGAAAGAACAGAAAACCUGCAUGUCUUCAGUCAAUUCAGGUUGUGCUGCUACACUGAGUUCUAGCACACCUGUCUGCACCCCAUCUGGCUCUAGCUGCACACCAGCUCCAGAGACCAUCUGCUUGGAUGACUCGCUGGAUGAAGACCUCUCUUUCCAUCCCCCCUCAUUGGAUUCUAUUUCUGAUGCUCUGGCAGUUAUCAAUAAUGGUGCCAAGGGAUCACCUCUUGGGUCCACUGUAGAAACACCAAUAUCAAGACCCCGCCCUGGGCUGAGGGAAGAGAAACUGGCAAGCAUCAUGAGUAAGUUGCCUCUGGCAGCUUCAAAGAAAGUAGAGCCCACUCAAACACCACAUUCAUCAAGUCUUAUUGCUGGUCACACAGGGCCAGUACCAAAGAAACCCCAGGACUUAGUUCACACUGGUAUCUCUUCAGGCCUUAUUGCUGGAUCUUCAAUUCAAAAUCCUAAGGUUUCCUUAGAGCCUUUGCCAGCCAAACUGCUUCAGCAAGGACUACAGCGGUCAAGCCAGAUCCAAGCUGCUUCCUCCUCUUCACAGACCCAUGUUUCUUCCUCUAAAACCCAAAUUUCCACCCCCUCUCAAAGACCCAAGGAGGCUAAUAUCUUGGUAUCAUCUUCUGAGGCCCAAAGUGGUUCUUCCUCAACAUCACAAGCGACAAAGGUGCACCAGCAUUCAGCUGUACAACAGAAAUAUGUAUCUCCUUUACAAGCAACUAUUAGUAAAUCACAGACCAAUCCAGUGGUGAAACUGAGUAGUAAUCCUAAACUAUCUUGCUCAUCACCAGUCAUCAAGGCUCAAGAUAAGUCUGUAGUGUAUCGCCUGCCUUUGUCUAAUGCCUCAUCUGGAAGCAGCUCUCAAGUAUCUCACCCACUGGUUUCUCGGACAACAUCCAGCACCUCUACCUCUAGUAACUAUUUAGCCAAGGCUAUGGUGUCACAGGUUUCUUCCCAGGGUUUCAAGCCUCCCUUCUCCAUGGCUGCCUCUCCCAAACCUGCUGCCUCUCCCAAGUCUACUGCAUCUAAGCCCUCUGUGACACCCAAGCCCAAUGCAUCACCUAAAUUUUCAUCUAAGUCCACCUCAUCCCCCAGGCCUGCAACAACACCCAGUUCUUCCAGUUCAAGUGCACUAGUUUCCCAGAGUAGUCACUCCAGCAGCAACCCCCUUCAUAAACAGACCAGUGGUGUAAAUAUCAGCAGGCAGUCUCCCACAAUGAAUUUGUUGCCCUCUAAUCGCACCUCAGGCCUUCAGCCUGCAAAGAACCCUCAGGCUUCUUCAAAAUUGCCCAACUCUUCUCCUUCUGGAACUGUUGGCAAAAAUAAUUUGGGUGGAGUUGGAAUGAAUGUACCUGCCAGCAGAGGCAGUAACCUUAACUCAAGUGGAGCUAGUAGGACUAGUCUCUCUGGGGGAGCAGGAAGUGGAACACAGGGUGCUACUAAACAAUUGUCAACUCCACACAGACCAUCUUCUGCCUCAGGGUCUCCAGUUGUAGCAGCCAGCGUGCAGUCAACAGCAGGAGCAUCAUUACUGGCUAAUGCCUCACCUCUGACUCUCAUGGCAUCACCCCUGUCUGUAACCAGUCAGAAUGUGACAUCUGCACCAUUAACUCCUUUUGGGAUGCUGGGUGGCCUUGUUCCUGUGACCGUGCCCUUCCAAUUUCCCUUGGAGCUGCUUGGCUUUGGGACGGACACAGCCGGAGUGACAACCACCUCGGGAUCUACCUCAGCAGCUUUCCACCACAGCCUAACUCAGAACUUACUGAAGGGUUUACAGCCAGGUGCUCAGCAUGCAGCAACGCUGUCUCACUCACCUCUGCCUGCUCACUUGCAGCAAGCUUACACAGAUGGAGGCCAAAGUAAAGGGGACACUAAGUUACAGCGGAAAAACCAGUGAUUUCUGGACAAGCAAGGGAGCUGAAGCAGUUCUGGUUGGCUGACAGAAUGUGCCCAGUUGGGAAAGUGCUUAUUGUCACAGGGCUGCUGUUUCUGUCGAUGUUUACAUAUUCUGAUCCCAAGCACUGUGGUGAGAGGAAGAAGAAAGAAAACAAUACUUGAUCAAAGAGAGAAGGAAAAGGAGGACUGGUCCUCCUGGUCAUGCAGACUGGUCAUAGUUUGAUCUUGCCUAAAAAAAAAAAAAAAAUUUUCAAUCUGCUCUGAUUGGCUUUUUAAAAAAAAUUGGUUGUCAAACCCACAGCAGCACAAACAUUUUCUGGGUAUUGUCCAAUGAAGAUUUGAAAGCAUGAGAGGAGCUACAAUAGGCUUCUUCAUCCAUUGUGUGAGGUGGAGUUAUCCACUUAGUUCCUGAAGUGCCCCGCAUAAAAUAGUAUGUAGGUCCUGAAUGUACCAUAUGUUUAUGGACCAAAGGAUAUGUAGAGUAGAGGUGGUGUUGGGAUACUUUUGGAUUAUACUUAAAACCUUACGCAGAUGCAGAGUUUUUGAUAUGGGCAUUUUUCCAGCUUUAUAAGGCUUUUUGGCUUUAGGGAGCCUACAGAUAUAUGCAGUCUCAUUAGUCCCAGAGAGUUGUCUUAAACAGAUCUCCGGGUAUAUGAAAUGUCAGAGACAGACUACUGGGAAACGCCUUGCUCCUUGCUUUUGGAGGGGGGGAUGUUGUUUUUUGUUUAACACAUAGUAAUUCUUAUAUAAGGGAGGAAGGGGGUAGAAAUUUUUCACCUUACCUAAAAAAAGGAAAUUGGCAUUUUAUUGGUCAGACUAUCAUUUCUUCCCUGUUAUCCCCUCCCCCCCCCUUUUUAAGGCAUACUAUUGUAUUUCAGUUCAUUAGUUUGCUUCUGGUUUGCCUUGUAUCUGUCUGCUACUAAAAUGAAGUAAUGUCCUAUCAUAUCCUUUAUAAAACAUAACCACUUCUUCACCCAUUCUAGACCUUCAUCUUUCAUCUAACUCCUCCCAAAAGCCAUGCAUUAUACUUGCCUGCUAGUCAAGGAAAGCUGAAUGUGACUUACUGCAGAGCCAGGUUAAUACUGCUUCAGGCAUUAGCCAAAGAGGAGUCGUUCAAGAGCGACCAGAGGUGCCUUCUCUUCUGGGGGCUGAAUGGGUUGUCUCCAGCAUUUCCAGCCCCUGCUGGCCUGGGGAGUUCCUGACCUGAACUCUUCCUUACAUGGUAGCACAAGAAUGCAAAGUUGUGGGGGCUUUUUUGUUGUUGUUGUGUUUUUUGUUUUUUGUUUUUUUUUGGGGGGGGGGGCAGAUAGCAAUACAUUGACUGGUUCAUUUGUAAGGUUAGGAAAUACCUAACACAUGUUGCACUUUCGACAGUAGGACAGAACUUCACUGAAACCCUUGUGUUGUCAAAUAAAAGAUGAGAAUGGUAAACUGAAAUAGUUGUAAGGAGCAGCUAAAAUCAUAUGAUGCCCUUCUCCUUCAACCCUGAAACAUUCCUUUAAUCAGAUGCUGAAAUUCCUAGUAGAUAGUCUUUCCAGUAGUUUGAACUGAGAUUGAACCAGUGACUACUGUUUGUCUCACUCCUUCCAGAGAUACACUUUGACCCAUGGAUAUUGAAUCUUCAAUGCUUUUUGCUAGAUUAACUUAUAGCUUUCAGUUUUCUUUUGUAUGAUUUAUUUUUCUUAGACAACAAUUUUCUUUUCUAUUUAGAGCUCAUUUUAAUUUUAUAUAAAUAUAUAUAUACAUGAAUUUAAAAUAAUAUAUAUUGUAUAGUUGGUAUAAAAAUGUUGGGUUGAGCUCAGCAAUAAAUGUUUUUGCACAACACUUCUGUGAAAGACAGACUGAAUUAAAAUAAGAUACAUUAGGUCAUGAGUUUCACUCUACAGCAUCAGCCAAAUUACAUGCUUUUUAGCUAAUGUUUUAUAUGUAGCAUGUUGAUUAGAUAAGCUUGCAUCUCAGUCAUCAAAGUUUAGCAUUGAAAUAUAUAGCUGCGCAGACCCUGGCAUUCUUAAUCUCAUGCAAAUUAAACAAUGCAAGUUUUAUCUGAUCUUUUUUCUUCAGGAGGGGUUGAAGGAAGAAAAACUUAGCCCAGACAAUUCUGGCAGGAUGUUAAUUCUCUGAACUGUGUCAAAUCUCAGUACUUUUUAAAUAAUGCAUGUAGCUAGGGGAGUUGCAGCUAGCAGUGAGCCACCAGGCAGCAAUACAUUUAAAACUCUGUCCUAAGAGUUCUACCUCUUCUACAUUUUCUUCAUCAAGGCAUCUCAUUUAAAUUGCCAUCUUUUUGUCUUCAUAUUUACUUAAUGAAAUUUGAGAUUGGGAGAUAUGGAGCCCUUUUUUGUUUAUAGAACAAAUUUCUUUUCUGCAUCUCUCUCUUCCUGGAAGUAUGAUGCCUCCACUUCUGUUGAGGGGUAUCCUUUCUACAUCUUAAGGAAAUGAGGGAAUAGAUCAAUUUGUAUGGCCUAUUGAGUUUCUCAGAUAGUCUUGGGAAACAGGUGAACUAAUACUUACUGUGGAAUUAGGCUGUAGGAUGGUGAGCAUAAAUAAAAUUACACAAUCUUCAUGGAGCCAGGUCAAACGGCCACCAAAGGGGUAACUUCUCAGUCAUUAUUAUCCUGAGCUCCUUUGGAAUCAGCAACAUGGUGAUGAAAGGGCCUGUAUUUCUCUUUCCGUUUCCUCCCUUGAGUUAAACCUAGCAAGGCCAAAUCAAAGGAAAUAAGUUGGCUCACAGAUACCUUUAUAAGUAGAAUAAAUAGCAUGGAAAGUGAAAGAUUUCUGCAACAUCCCAAUGCAAAAUUAGAUUAAUACUUUACUUUUCUGCACAGCAACUCUUCUAAAGACAUUUUUCCCCCAAGUUUUUACUACUUUUUAAGGGCCUUCGGUAAUAAACUGUAGUUGUACAUACUAAAUAACCCUCAGUAUUCACAAGCAAUAAGAAAGCCAAGUAGAGCUGUCUCUCCAGGCAGCAGGGCUGAACUUGGUUUGGGGCUGUGUAUGAGCUAAGGUGUCGGGCUUAGUGUGAGCCCCAACCAAAUGCAAGCAAUAAUUUCAAACAUAGGUUUUAGAUGUUAAAACCCUCUGGGUGAUAUUUUCUGCUAUGUGAUCCAAAACCCAAAAGUCAUAGUAGCUACUUUAAAUUCUUUUGACACGUUUGUGAAUUAAGUAAAAAGGAGGCAGGCAAGAUGGAAAAUAAGGCUGCAAAAUUUUUGAUGACUUGGACUAUAAUUGCAGUGUUCUCUCCCUCCAAGAAAGAUGCUAAUGGCCUAAAUCACUUUGUCCAGCCUUCUCUGUUAGUUCAAGAUACAUAACUAGUACUGAGUAACUCAGUCAUAAGUGUGGAUGCUGUGGGUUUCACAUCUGUUUUCUGCUAAUCAGAAGUAAUUUUUAAUUGUCUGGGUUCUGCUGCUUGUUUGAAUCCAAAGUUGUCUGAUGCAUGCUUUUGGGGGUGAAGCAGGUGCCAAGAGCCUGUUUCCUUUCCCCUGUCGCAUCACUUGACCCUUCCUCCACACUCCUUCUCCACUUGGUGCAAGAGCCUUGAGGACAUGAAAACAGAAAUCCUGCAACUCUCCCAAGCUGCCAUCGGUUGUGUGAACCAUUAACCCUCUGGGAGUCAUCCUGGACUCCAACUAACUUUAUCACAUUUGCUGCUACAUUCAUAAAAUGAACUUUUGGCUGUAUUUAUUAGCAAAUUUUAAUCUAGUUUACAGUUUGGGGGGGGGGGAGGCGUGAGUAGUUUUUGCCCACAGAUGGAUUACAAGUGUUGGUGUUUGGGGUUUUCUUUGAGUGAAUUGCUAAAGGCGCGGUGGUCCCUCUUCUGUUCUUGAUUUGGAUUUUUUUGAAGAUGGUAUUGCAGGAAAACCUGCAGUCAAGCUAAACUCUGGAAGGCUUCCUCCCAUACCUCUAAUUUUCAUCUUUUGCUGAAUUGGGGAGAAUCACUAAAGGGACACUUACUUAUUAUUUGUUUGUUUUUCAUAAAAAUGAACCAGAAGGUGAAAGCAGUUAGAUAAAUGACUGAUUUAAUUAACACUUUAUGCAAUUUUAAUUUUAUAGAAAUUAAAAGUUGGUAGACUUUUGAUUGGUCCUUGCUCUGGUGAAAUGGCUGUUACCCUCCAUGACUGACUUGAUUCAGGCCUUUGUCCUUUUUUUUAAGUGCCUUUUAUUUUAUUUUCACACCCUCUUUGAACUGUUCUCAGAGAUCCUGAAGUGCUGGAAAGCAUUUUGGAGGAAAAAAUCUUAAGCUUGCCAAGAUGGCUUUAUGCUGUUAUACUAUUUUUCCCUUUUGUAAAGAAGUGUGUAAUGUGUGUGUAACUUCAUAGCUGCUGUACCAUGGCAUUGGUUCUGUAUGUUGUGCUUUCUUUCUCAGACUCUCUCUCUCUCUCUCUCUCUCUCUCUCUCUCUCUCUCUCUCUCUCUCUCUCUCU
This is a messenger RNA of Rhea pennata, 8409 nucleotides long. RefSeq names its product ubinuclein 2 (gene UBN2). The transcript is spliced from 17 exons. Lineage: Eukaryota; Metazoa; Chordata; Aves; Rheiformes; Rheidae. Gene Ontology annotation, biological process: chromatin organization. The coding region runs from base 1 to 3993 and encodes 1330 amino acids. The record is from RefSeq and is a predicted model, not a curated record. Gene Ontology annotation, cellular component: nucleus.